This is a messenger RNA of Apus apus (common swift), 5318 nucleotides long. RefSeq names its product glucosamine (N-acetyl)-6-sulfatase (gene GNS). The record is from RefSeq and is a predicted model, not a curated record. Gene Ontology annotation, biological process: glycosaminoglycan metabolic process. NCBI's taxonomy places the organism in Eukaryota, Metazoa, Chordata, Aves, Apodiformes, Apodidae. Gene Ontology annotation, molecular function: N-acetylglucosamine-6-sulfatase activity; glycosaminoglycan binding. Bases 115 to 1719 code for a protein of 534 amino acids. The transcript is spliced from 14 exons.
CACACGCCGGGGCGGGCCGGGCCGAGCGGGGCUCCCAUCUCGGCUGCGCCGCGGGGUCCGGCGGUACCGGCUGCUCCGGCUCCCUCCGUCCCUCUCUCUCUCCGCCUGCCCGCCAUGUCCCCUGCCGCGGCAGCCCGGGGGCUGGCGCUGGCCGUGCUGCUGGUGCUGAGCCCGGCCGGGGCAGCCCGCCAGGCGCGGAGGCCCAACGUGGUGCUCAUCCUCACCGACGACCAGGACGUCUGCCUGGGCGGCAUGACGCCCCUCAAGAAGACCAACGCUCUCAUUGCGCAGAUGGGAAUAACCUUCCUAAAUGCAUACGUUCCCAGUGCCCUUUGCUGCCCCAGUCGAGCUAGCAUUUUAACAGGAAAAUAUCCACAUAAUCAUCAUGUUGUCAAUAACACUCUGGAAGGAAACUGUAGCAGCAAGCUCUGGCAGAAGAUUCAAGAACCCCACACCUUUCCAGCACUGCUGAAAACGAUGUGUGGUUAUCAAACGUUUUUUGCUGGAAAGUACUUGAAUGAGUACGGAGCAGAGGAUGCAGGAGGAGUAGGUCAUGUCCCUCCCGGUUGGAGUUUUUGGUAUGCUUUGGAGAAAAAUUCAAAGUACUACAACUACACUCUGUCAGUAAAUGGCAAGGCACGAAGGCAUGGUGAGAACUACAGUGUAGAUUAUCUGACAGAUGUACUGGCCAACAUGUCAUUGGACUUCUUGGAGUAUAAAUCUAAUUUCGAACCUUUCUUUAUGAUGGUCUCAACCCCAGCACCGCACUCCCCUUGGACAGCUGCCCCACAGUACACUAAGAGCUUUCAGAAUGUCAGUGCACCAAGAAACAGCAAUUUUAAUAUUCAUGGAAAGAACAAGCACUGGUUAAUUCGGCAAGCAAAGACUCCAAUGACUAACUCUUCGAUACAGUUUCUUGAUGAUGCUUAUAGAAAGAGGUGGCAAACUCUGCUGUCAGUAGAUGACCUGGUAGAGAAACUAGUGAAGAAACUGGAACUGAAUGGAGAACUGGACAACACAUACAUCUUUUACACAUCAGACAAUGGCUUCCACACUGGCCAGUUUUCUUUGCCAAUAGACAAACGGCAGCUCUAUGAGUUUGAUAUCAAAGUUCCAUUGCUAGUUCGAGGACCGGGGAUAAAACCGAAUCAGACAAACAAGAUGCUUGUUGCAAAUAUUGAUUUGGGUCCCACUAUUCUGGAUAUCGCGGGGUACGACUUGAAUAAGACCCAGAUGGAUGGGAUGUCACUGUUGCCACUGUUGAGAGGAGACAAAAAUGUGACAUGGAGGUCAGACUUCUUGGUGGAGUAUCAAGGAGAAGGAUACAAUGGCAGUGAUCCUACCUGUCCUGGCCUAGGACCUGGAGUCACGCACUGCUUCCCAGACUGUGUCUGUGAAGAUUCCUACAACAACACAUAUGCUUGUGUAAGGACGCUGUCAGCUUCCUGGGACCUGCAGUACUGUGAAUUUGAUGACCGGGAGGUGUUUGUGGAAGUGUAUAACUUGACUGCAGAUCCGCACCAGAUCAAUAACAUUGCUAAAACGAUUGAUCAAGAAAUUCUGGAGAAGAUGAACUAUCGGCUGAUGAUGCUGCAGUCCUGUUCGGGGGCUACCUGCCGUACACCGGGUGUCUUCGAUCCUGGGUACAGGUUUGACCCACGGCUCAUGUUCAACAAUCACGGCGUUCGAGCUCGGAGGUUUUCUGCACAGUCCUUGUAAGGCACUUAAGAGCCUCUUGCAAUCAGCUCCCACUGACCAGUUUCUCCAGUGACUGCAGGUCUGUCUCUGUAACUCUUGCUGAUCACAGCUGGAAGACUUCAUGGGCUUUUCAAACCCUGUUUGGAAGAAAACCCCUUGUCUUUAGCUGGUUGCCUUGUGCAAUAUGUAUAUUUUACAGCUGAACUGUAACUGAAUCGUUAGACACAGCUAAUCUGUCUUGCUCAGAUAGUUGAUUACCACCUUUGUCUUUCAAGUACCUUUUCAUAUCACAGACACAGAGGUGAACCUAUAUCUAUGAAUCUGAACAGUUUAUUUUGUUCUAAAAAUUAAUAAACGUGUAUUUGGGUCAGGUUAGAUGGGCAGGUGCUAUUGCACAGUAAUGCUCACCCAUAUUCAGUGUCAGAGUGUCAUUUCUUAAAAAGUAUAAUGUUUAAGUAUAGGUUUCCUGUAUCAAGCUCAAAGCUGUUAAUGACAAUAGCAAACUAGCCCAGAAUAGCGUAGGAAGGCAUGAGUCAAAACUGUAGGAUCUGACUAGCAAGUGUCUUGUGCAGAAUUAAAAUCCACAUGCUAAAUAUUCUCCUUCAACAAGACCACUUCAAAUGAGACCAGUGAAUUUUGUAGGACAGCUUUGGUAGCUUGCAAACAAGAACGUAAGGUCACAACCUCCUGCUAGUUUGAAAGGCUGGAAUGGGUUACUACAUACUACUGAAAAAACUCCUAGGAGUUUAAUAUAGGCUUCCUAGUGAGUUAAACAAGAGUAUUGAGACUAACAAGUAUUCAGAAAAGUGUGCCUGUGUUUUGAGCUAACUUCUAAGUCUGUUUUAAUACAUGAACAGAAGUAAUACUAAAAAAAAUACCUAAAAAAACCCCAAAAACCUGCCAGGGCACCACAAUAGAGUUGAUCUGUCUCUAAGCUCCAAACGUCUUGAAUUGUGUAACAUCUUAUGUUUAUUAGAUUUUUUGAAGGUAAGUCACUUUGAGAGCAAACUAGCAAAAAAUAAGUAAAUGAUUGCUCACUAGAAGUUAGGUUAGGAGGGCUGUUUUAGGCAGUUUAAGUGCUUCUUAGAGUGUUGCUUUUUGGAUGAGACAUAACUACUGAGAACCUGCAGUAAGUGGCCUUCACACCAAAGGACUGUGUGUCAGAUGUCUGGCUGCAGUACCUUAUCACUUGGUUUCCCGUUGGAAGGGUGAUGUGUUGUCUUUUCAACCUUCUGAUUAGGCUUAUCUGAAUUGUAGCUAUCACUUGCACCCAAACCUCUUUCUAAAUCUUUAAAGAUACCAAAGCUAUGCUUGCUAACCCAAGUUAGCAUAUAACUUCUGUAUAGCUUCAUUGGCAAAACAUUCUAGAAACACUGAGUUGUGUGUCUCUUGCAAGGCAAGUUCAUGUUGCUCAUGGGCAAGUAAACAGUGUUAUCUGGCAAGAUAAUUGGUCCCUUGUCAAACAAACUCUGGCACAACUAUUUAGUUUUCAGUUAGUUAUUUCAGAUCUUUUACCCAAACAGAGAGCAUGAUGAUGUCAACUUCUGUCACAUAAAACCUUCUAAGUAAUCAUUAAGUAGGCAACAACAUAUGGCUGGUUCAAAACUGUGAAGGUGCCCCAGGGCACAGAUGCACGAACUGGAUCCAAGCAGUGCUACAGUAAGAUCAGUGGAACCUUCUCAGCUUUUCAUUCUGAAGCACUGAAGUUGUCCUUCAUGUAGCUUAGAGUUGCAAACUCCUGUGGCAGGCUACAGGUUAGAUUUUACAGGGCUUUUGUAUCAAAUCUCAUCUAACCCAUGGUUUCAAGUCUCUGGAGUGACCAAAUAUUUGGAGGAAAAAAAAAAUCACUUGAGAGGUAACUUUUCAGCUGCAGCAUCUGUAUAAAUGCAGAGGGUUUUGGAUAUUCAGACUACUUACGUGCUUUCAGAUACUCAGGACUUAUUUUUUUCCUCCACUAAAACUGUAGCUUUAUCCUGUUUUAUUUUGUUGGGUUUUUUUGUUUGUUUCUCAAGCCUUAGUAUUGCCUGUCAACAUCCUCCAGGCUCUGCUUUGUCUUUAAAAACAAAACCAAAGUUGUUUUCAAGCUCUCAAGCAUUUUUGUGCACAUGAGCUAAACCUGAAGUUCAUUUAUGUAGUGUUUUGCUCAGAUAAUGUUAGAAACUUAGAUUUGUUCUUUGUACAAACUUUAUUUUGGUAGCUGUGUGGAGGCUAGUGUGAAAUACAUUGAUUGCUGCACAUUAAAUCCUCAACAGUUCUAUCGAAUCCAGGUCGUAUGUCAGGUUUUACUUCAGCUGUUUCUGUGCAAAUAACAUGUGUUAUGUGGCUGCUUAAUAGAAAAAAACAAACAACUAUGUUAUAGGUACAGAUGGAACACUGUCUUUUCUUAAAGUGAUCUAGAGCCAUAACAAGGAAAUUAUCUUUUGAAUUAUUUACUUCUUGCCUCAUAACAAAUACGAAAGUUGACAGAACUGAUACAGAUUGUUCAGUAUGUGUGACCAGAUGUUUUACUCCAAUUAACACUUCUGUAAAGCAUUUUGUAACUAGGCUCAAUAACUUAGUUGCUGUCAGAGAACCACACUAUGCCUGAAAUCUGUCAUAGGUAGUAGAUGUUGUUUUAAAUUGAAAUUCAGAAUUAAAUUAGUCCUAAAUUAAUCAGAAUAGGGGUUCAGGAAAAUACCUGCUUCACUCGCGCUUUUGGUAAAGACUUAAGAACUGAUCAGCAAAAGCAUGUAGUUGAAAGAAGAAAAGGAGCCAACAGCUGCCUGCCUUCCACUGCUUUUAGAGGAGUUUGUUGUCACUUGUCUGGUGACAUUUCCAUGAAACAGUUAAUUCUGAGAAUUUUUACAGCCUUGAAUGAACAGUGUUAAUUCUUAUCCUUGAUGAUUAAAAAAAAACAGAAUGAAGGAACUUUGAUUCUUACCCAGAGCUAAUUCCCAACUAAGUGAUUUUAAAACUAAAUAGUCUUCAUGGAUAUUUCAUUUCAUACACCAUAUAACUGUGGCUGUACAUGUACCUUGGCCAUUGAAGGCAUUUGGGUUAAAUGAAAGGGCCUUACAGUACAGAGUUGGCUUUAAGUAAAAUGUGAUUUUUAUUUCUUAUUUUAAAAGUAUUAUCAAAAACAGAGCUGUGAAUUUUAAUUAUCUAAUCUCAUAAAGUAGAUAACAUACAGGGAGAAAUACAAUUAAAACUUUAUUACAUUAUCCUAAACCAAAAACCACUCAGUAUCAUCACUUCAGCAUAAAUGAACAUAGCUAUUACAUGCUUACCCAGCACUGGGCUGCUUCAUUUUGAGGAAUAAAACUGUAAUAGGGACACAUAAUAUGCAAACACACACCCAAAGCAGGUAUGAUACCCUUUCAGUUUAAGGUUGAUUCUACAAGAUAAAUAUAUUUCAUCAUAAUGAAACAACUGUCAUUUAUUGUGAUUCAAUUAUAAUGAAUUUGAUUUGUAUUUCUCUCUCUCUCUCUCUCUGUAUGUGAGCAUACUUUGCUGUAGCAUGUUUUGAGUGUACUUAACUUCUGCUGUUCUGAACAUUGGUUUAGAAAGUGCCCUUCCGGAGGACCCUGUUCACUGCUGCACUUUUGGGGAAAAGAAAAAAAUAAACUGCCUAUCAAAAUUUG